CAACGUUGUUUCCAUGUCAUUUCAAUGAAAUUACAGUGAACCCACGUGGAAUAGAUGUUGAAUUGACAUCUGUGCCCAGUGGGAAGAUUUGUCUAUGUUAAAAAUAUGUUACAAUGUUGACACAAUCCUGUGGUUGAAAUUUCACCCUCAAAACAACAAUUUACUUUGAUUACUUUUUUCAAAUCCAAUGUAGAUUCCACGUCACAAUACGCUGACAAAUUACGUUGGAACAAAGUUGAUUCAACCAAUUUGUGUCCAGUCAGAGCACUCCUAACCCUACUCCCACCGCAGCACCUGUUGCUCCAGGCUUUACCCACACAUGACAAUAUGGUAUAGGAAACCUACAAAAUAAUAGCAAGAACCCCCUCUGCAGUUUAGAAAAUGCUGUCAUAAUGCUGUGCUGAUAAACAUUUACAAUACAUGUUUAACAUUUGUAGGUUUCCUAUUCCUAUGCCUCUCAUUUGUAGGUUUCCUAUCCUAUUCCUAUGCCUCUCGUUUCUCAGAAACAGGCAGACUGACUGACUGGGAGGUCAGUUGGGCUAGGCAUAAUAACUAAGGACUAGUUUCUUAGAAUCCUGUUGUGGGCAGGUACAGUAGGUAGGAGGCCAGGGGACGUGAUUUGGCUUUUAAAGACAUUUUUCCCUUGGGGGGGCGGAGCAGGACCUGUUCUACAAGUCCAGGUCACCCAUAGGAUGUGAUCUCAUGUCCCUCAUUUACUAUGUUGUGUGUCCUUAGCUGUCAGUCCAGUGUCUGUUCCUGGAUGUGAGAGAGCUGGCAGAGAGCCUCAGGAAAGAGUAGAUGCUACAGCACUGCUGAAAGAUAUUUCCUCCACUGAAAAGGGAAUACACCACAGUAGUCUCUAGCUACAGUGCAGGAGCCAGUCAUGGCGCUGCGCCCACGGGCUUCCUCCCAGCCUGGGAAACCUUCGUUCUUACAGAGCCCCAAGGUGGUCAUGGCUCUGCGGCCCAGGGCCGUGUCCUCUCACUCGGGCUCCAUGCUGGAGGAUGAGCUAACCUGCUCUGUGUGCUGCGAGAUCUUCAGGGACCCUGUGGUGCUCAAGUGCACCCACAGCUUCUGCCGGGCCUGCCUGCAGCAGUUCUGGAACCAGAAGAAGGCGAGGCGCGAGUGUCCCGUGUGCCGCAGGAAGUGUUCCCUGACAGAGCCCACAGUGAGCCUGGCUCUGAAGAACGUGGCCGAUACCUUCUUCAGGGAGCAGAGGAGCCAGGGCGAGGCGGGCGGGGGGGCAGACAGAGGGGGCGUCCCAGUGAAGUCUGAGGCGAAGUGCCACACACACGGGGAGGUGCUGAAGCUGUUCUGCCAGGACGAUGCCGAGGUUCUCUGCUGUGUGUGUCACACGUCUAAGAGGCACCAGGGCCACUGUGUAAUCCCACUGGAGGAGGGGGCCCAGGAGCUCAAGGAAGAAAUGAAGAAAGAAUUGAUCCCUCUGAAGAAGAGCCUCCGUGGCCUCUAUGAAGCCAAGCAGGAGUGUGAUGACACAACUGUGCACAUCAAGAGCCAGACCCAGCAGACAGAGAAUCACAUCAGAGAGGAGUUUGAGCAGCUCAGGCAGUUCCUUCAGAAUGAGGAGGAAGCCAGGAUAGCUAUUCUACAGGAGGAAGAUGAGCAGAAGAGACAUCUGGUGAGGAAGAAGGCAGAGGGCAUCACGGCAGACAUCCUCACCCUCUCUCAUGCCAUCAUCGCUAUUGAUAAUGACAUAGCUUCCAGUGAUGCUCUUUUCCUCCAGAACUACAGAAACACAAAGAAGAGAGCUGUGAUACCUCAGAAGGGUCCAGAGGAGAUCUCCGGUGCUAUGAUCAACGUGGCAAAGCAUGUCAGCUCCCUCAAGUACAAGGUCUGGGAGAAGAUGGUGGGGCUGGUGGAGUACACUCCUGUGACUCUGGAUCCUAACACAGCCUACUCCUGGCUCUCUCUGAACAAGGACCUGACCAGUGUGACCAACAGUGGUCAUGUGCAGGUGCUCCCAGACAACCCAGAGCGUUUUGACCACUUCGUGUUCGUCCUGGGCUCUGAGGGCUUCACCACCGGCUGCCACGCCUGGGAGGUAGAGGUGGGGGACAAGGACGACUGGAUGCUGGGUGUGGUCAAGGAGUCCAUUAACAGGAAGGGACGGAUCUCAGGCUGCCCUGAGGGUGGCUUGUGGAUGAUCUCCCACUGCGAGGGUGAGUAUAUGGCCAUGACCCGGCCACGCACCCCUCUCAAACUGACAGGGGAGCUGAAGAGGGUCAGGGUGCAACUGGACUACGAGUCUGGGGAGGUGACCUUCUCCAACCCUGUUAAUAUGAUGUCCAUCUACACCUUCAAUGAUUUCUUCACUGAGAGGAUGUUCCCCUUCUUCUGCCCCGGAGCCAACAUCAACGGCAACAACCCCGGCCCGCUGAAGAUCUGCCCGGUCAAAGUGGCUGUGUGGAACAGCGCCACCUGGUGAUGAGGAGGGGUUCUGACGGCACCAUUCAAAGAGAGUGGUAGCUGUACAUCCAAGGCACAUAUCCAGCCUCAAGACACAUAGGUAAUGGCGUAGUGAAAUGUUUGGCACGGUGUGUGUGGAAAACAUUUUGUAAGAUCUUUUAGAGAUUUUUUUGAUUGCCUUUUGACUUUAUCGAUAGAAGAAAUGAGAUCCUGAUUAUUACUGAAAGACUCCAUUUGACAUGGGCUUUUUGCCAUGUUAUGGAAUGUGUAGUAAAGAGCACGUGUGAGAUGAAUGAAGAUAUUCAAUACCACACAAUGAAUAUUACAAUUCCUGUAUAUAAAAGCCCCAAAAGGUUGUUUUUUUCCCUUCUCAAUUGAAUAAACUUUGGGGGGGAUACCACUUGAUUUUACUCAUGUUUAUUUGAUGCAUAUUUAUAGAAGGUUUAUAGAAUGUUUAUAAA
This is a messenger RNA of Oncorhynchus mykiss (rainbow trout), 2888 nucleotides long. RefSeq names its product E3 ubiquitin-protein ligase TRIM35. NCBI's taxonomy places the organism in Eukaryota, Metazoa, Chordata, Actinopteri, Salmoniformes, Salmonidae. Gene Ontology annotation, molecular function: zinc ion binding; protein binding. The record is from RefSeq and is a predicted model, not a curated record.